AUGUGUGGGUGCGGAAGUAGUACAGAUGAAAGGGAUACCGGUGAUAGAUACUACUACCCUCGCAAACGUCUUCAUCAAAAUUGCUCCGACUGCAGACAUUAUGAGGAAUCCUUCAACUAUGCUGGCAGGGGAACUAGAAACGGUGGCGGUGGCGUUGCCGGUUAUUCCAACGUAUACAACGGUAUAAGUGGUUUGGGCGGCGGAUACGACGGUGGAGGUGACUACGGUGGCGGCGGCGGCGGAGGUGACAGCGGUGACAGAGGUGGUGGUGGAUGUGACGGCGGCGGCGGCGGUGGAGGUGACAGCGGUGGUGGAGGCGGAGGUGACUGCGGCGGCGGUGGUGGAGGCGGAGGUGACUGCGGCGGCGGUGGUGGAGGCGGAGGUGACUGCGGCGGCGGUGGUGGAGGCGGAGGUGACUGCGGCGGCGGAGGUGGAGGCGGAGGUGACGGCGGCGGCGGAGGUGACUGCGGCGGUGACUAG
Messenger RNA from Macrosiphum euphorbiae (potato aphid), 480 nucleotides. Lineage: Eukaryota; Metazoa; Arthropoda; Insecta; Hemiptera; Aphididae. The record is from the annotation of a GenBank genome assembly.